Umbelopsis ramanniana AG is the source of this 1226-nucleotide messenger RNA. RefSeq lists its product as uncharacterized. Bases 105 to 1121 code for a protein of 338 amino acids. NCBI's taxonomy places the organism in Eukaryota, Fungi, Mucoromycota, Umbelopsidomycetes, Umbelopsidales, Umbelopsidaceae. The record is from RefSeq and is a predicted model, not a curated record. The transcript has a single exon.
ACAGUUGCAAUGUAAACUACGUAGAUGCAGCACGAGCCUUACAGUUAUGCUCGAACAAUACGGUAAGUAGUCAUGGCAGAUUGUAUUUCUAAACCCUUUAGCUUAUGUUCGUUCGUCUUUAUCAGGAUGCGGCGGUGGCUCUUUUAAAGACAGACUCGACUGUACAACAGGAAUCAGAAGAGGUGGGCUGGGAAAGAUCAGUCAAGCUGCAGGAUAUUCGAAUCAGCUUAUUGGUGCGGCUGCGCCUGGUAAUCCCGUUCGUUUCGCUAAUUUGGGAGCACCCUGACAAAUGCGAAUUGCUGCAGUGGAUUGUUACACUGGUGGAGUUAUUGGAGGUAAAUGGCGAGAUUAACACCAACUCGCAGCCAUGCAACACAAUAUGCUCAUUCUUCUAUCUUAAUUUAUUACAGACACCAUUGGUGCAUGGCAGUGGAACACAAGAGUGCUUUUUUGAAUUUGUUCUCGACCUUGUUUCUUUACUCAUGGACGGUAGGUUUGAAGAGGGCAUCUUGUUGCCUUAUAGUGAUGAUAAUGUACCCAUGACUAGGAUUGCUAACGUUUGUACUACAGAGGUGCCAAGAGAGUUGCGGAAAACCAACCUGCAGCAACUUUCUAAUCUACAGCCAAAUCUCAAAAUCCCACUUAUCUUUGCCAGUCGUAUCAAGAGAAUAUUGCCGUUCCAGACCCAUAAUGCAUAUUUGACCAAUGUUAAACUACCCGCUGCCUUGCAAACCCCAUCGACGUUUGACCACCCACUGAACAACCAACAGCAAUUACAACUGUAUCUCCAGCAACCUCGACCUUGGGAGUGGAUUGAAGACUAUGUACCUGAACCUGUUCAAGAUAACGAUGCACCACUCAACUUGAUGUGGUUUAAUGCUCGCAAGAUCAAGAGAGAAGAAGUAACGUAUUCAAGAUGGUUCAAACUCGGGUUUGGCCAUCACUGGAUCGAUAACGAUAGACGCGUCGUAGGAAAUAACAAGGAUGAGGCUGAACAAGAACAAUCUUACGAUCCAAUGGUUCUGGACGAUUCGUCGCUACCGGUUGCACAAAGUCAUGUUGGCGUUAAGCGAAAAUUGGAUGUAGAAGAUGGCGAAAUUGCUGAUGACAGCUCUUUCUGAUUUAUAGAUACUUUUGAAGAGUUUUGUUUUUAUUUGCCUCUGGACAGAAUUUUCCGUUAAAAACCAAAAAAAUAAAAAUGGAACUUGUAAUAUUAGAAAGCGAAG